AUGCCAGUGAUUGGAGCUUUGGAGGUGGAGACUGAUAUUGCUAAAGAGGAACAAGAAAUUGAAAUACAGAAAGAAAUUUACAGACAGAUCCUGGGAAUGAAGUCUGAAAGUAAGAUAGAAAAGCAUGGAUCAGUAGGCGAGGAUCAAGGGAGUAAUGACAUUUUUAAAGUCCAGACAGAACAUUGUGAGAAAAUGGAAAUGUGCCUGGAACCUUUAGGGAAAGAGGAGUCAGAACAUUUUAAGAGCGUAGAGUAUUCCCAGGAGCAAGUUGAAGCAAGAAAAAUUGACUCGGAGAAAGUGUACUUAGAUCUGGUGAAGUGCUUUGAGGGCAACUGCAGUUAUCUUGCACUUUAUCCAAAGGGCAAUCCACUUCUAGAAACACAACACAAUAUUGCAGGGAAUGAACAAAUGGAGAUAUCUGAGGUAGAAUACAACACAAUGAGAGACAGUCUGCAGGAGGAAGAAACCACCAGUGAAGAAGAGUUUUGUGAUGUUGACCUUUCAGAAUUUGACAUAGAACUGUCUCUCUCUGAGAGUGGUGUUAGCUUCAGUUCCGAGCAGUUCUUGGUCUUGGAUGAGUCAGCAGCAAGCAGUCACACAUCCUCCCAGCUAUCCACGAGAUUUGACCAGGAUCAAAUUUCAGCUCAGAGGAAUUGGAAAAGGACAGUGUUGCUCAUGUGGAAGGAGAUAGCCAGUCACAGAUUUGCUAGUUUGUUUCUGAAUCCAAUAACUGAGGAACGAGUUCCUGGAUAUCACAGCCAGGUGCACAGACCAAUGGAUUUAUCCAAUAUAAAGAGAAAUAUUAAAAAAGGACUGAUCCGCACAACAGCAGAGUUCCAGCGGGAUAUCAUGCUGAUGUUCCAGAACGCAGUAAUGUACAAUAGCUCCGACCAUGAUGUUUUUCACAAAACAGUGGAAAUGCAGCGAGAAGUCUUAAAACAGAUCCAGGAUAUACUGGAAGUAGUCGAACUAGGUGACAGUAACAAAAGCCACAGUUGGAAGAGUUUGCAUCUCAUGCAAAAAUGAGCAAUGGUCAUGAUGUUGCAUAGCCUUAAAGAGUGAGCGACUUGGGUGAAGAGACAGAACUGAGUGCUCACAAGUUAUCACAAGGUGCAGAAGAACCACAGGAAUGCAGAAUG
This is a messenger RNA of Mobula hypostoma (lesser devil ray), 1139 nucleotides long. Its product is annotated as bromodomain-containing protein 8-like. Lineage: Eukaryota; Metazoa; Chordata; Chondrichthyes; Myliobatiformes; Myliobatidae. The transcript has 10 exons. Bases 1 to 1026 code for a protein of 341 amino acids. Gene Ontology annotation, molecular function: protein binding. The record is from RefSeq and is a predicted model, not a curated record. Gene Ontology annotation, cellular component: NuA4 histone acetyltransferase complex.